AUGUUGGUACAUUGUUGUUGUUUUGUAGUUAAUUCAGUACGAGGAUACACCACUACCCUCCUGCCGCGUCUCGCCGACUGGGUCAACUCACUUCGCCGCUUGGAUAGGAAACUUACUCCGCCACCUUUACGCAUCCCCGUCAACACAUAUCCGCGUUCACAGAGUGCAACUUCUGUGAGGUUCUGGUCAGUUUUCUGCAUGCAGGGAAUGACGACUCAUUUCAAGACAAGCAAAGCUUUAAGGGUCAAGAAGGAGACGGGCGAGAAUGCCCCGGCGCUUAGUGACGAUGAGUUGGUGGCCAUGUCAGUGCGGGAGCUAAACCAGCACCUGCGUGGACUGACGAAGGAAGAUGUCGUCCGGCUGAAGCAGCGGCGACGGACCCUGAAGAACCGAGGCUAUGCAGCCAGCUGUCGCAUCAAGCGUGUCACCCAGAAGGAAGAGCUGGAGAGACAAAAGACAGAGCUGCAGCAGGAGGUGGACAAGCUGGCCAGAGAGAAUGCCAGCAUGAGGCUGGAGCUGGAUGCGCUGCGAGCUAAGUACGAGGCCUUACAGUGUUUCGCCAGGACUGUAACCAGGGGGCCAAUCUCACCCGGCAAAGUGGCCACCACCAGCGUCAUCACCAUUGUCAAGUCCGCUAACCACAACACCAGCCCUACUCCAUUCUCAGCUCCCUCCUAGUGCUGACAAGACUGGGCUUUCCCUUCUUUUGCCUGGUCUUUGCUGGCUCUGAUGCAUCCUGAACCCAGUCAUCCUCUACUGAGAGGAUCCUCAGUAGUUUGUUAGAUUGAAGGAUUGGGUGCCAAGCUCUGUCACGUAAUGCUGCAUUCACAGUUCUGUCUCCGUUCGCCUGCCUCUUACACAAUCUAUACUGUCUGCACACUGUUCACAACUCCAUCCCAACCCCCAGCACCGGCAGGGUAUUGGGCCUCUGUGACCCUACCUCUGUGACUGAUGGUAGAGGUUUAUUACAAUCUGUCUUACCGGUGUAAUACUUGAUGCUGCGGAACAUAAAAUACGAAUGAUUUGACUUCAUGGGAGUAUAGUUAUUUGAUAUUUGUGUAAAUUUUCAUAAACAUUGUCAAUUUUGAAGCUGUUGCCUUAAAGAUCUAUAAAUAAUCAACUAACAUGCUGUUCAGCACAAUAAGGUGUUAAAUUUCCCAGGAUUAAAAUCUAGAAGUUUCUCAAUAGUUUACAGUGAUAAAAGACGUGGAUGAAAUUGAAGUUUUCUCAGAUUUUCAUUUGUUCUUGAGCUUGUUUAGCUUAUGCUAAUCUAUAAUAGAAGCUGUUAAGGGGAAAACUGACAAACAUAUAUUUGUGUUUCAUGUUAGGAAAACCCUGGUGCCGGUAACAGUAAUUGGAAAGCAUUGCCAAAUCUAGAGGAUAUCUCCUCCAUGUUUGCUUCAAUUAUGAAACAUACCUAAAGGUCCUAAUUUGUUAAUCAUUUUAGAUUAUUUUGUCAAAAAGGUUAAAAGAUAUUAAAGGCAUUGUAAAGUUUGUUUGGGAAGUGUUGGAUGUAAUUCUGAUGGCUAUUUUAUGGGCCCCUGUCUUUUUUUUGGUAACAUUAACAGGUUUUAAGCCUUUUUGCAACUCUUCUUACAACUUUUUACAUUUGAAUGUGCUUGGAAAGCAGAUUGAGCAAAAUUUUCUUGAAAUAAUAGAACUUACUUUAUUAUAGCACUUAUGACUGUAACAAUACAGUAUAAAGUAAAUUACAAGAAGCAACAAUGUACCAAAAAUUAUUCUUCUAUGUACUGGGGCUUAAAUGUGUGAUGACGAUGUGAUGGGAAUAUUUAGUGAAAGUCUAAAUUUAGGAAGGAUGGUAUACUUUGCUGCACUUGCAAUGUUUGGUGGGUAAUCCAUAUUGGAUAUAGUGAUAAUGAAAGUAGUCCUUACAAAAAUCAACUUUCUUCCUGUAUAUUACAGAUUAAAGGUGACAAAUCCUCUGCUUGUAAUGUUGUCACUUAAAUAAACUCCGUCCAGACAUAAAAAAAAAAAAAAUCAUUCCUACCGCUGGGUCACAAGAAGUGCUGCUGCCGCCGGUGUUGGUAUUUUGUUAAUUUUUUUUUUCUUUUUUACAACCAGUAGCUAUUUACUUUGCAUUUGACACACUCUUCUACAAGAGAAACUCCUGACGCCCGUCUUGACAAAAAACGUAUAUUAAAUGCAGUAAAUGCCUUUCUCUCUAUGAACAUCUUGCAUUAUUUAAAUAUAAAUAUGACUUGAAAACAAGCUGUUCCUACAGAGGAUCCAUUCCUAAAUUGGAGUCAAUGCAAUAGAGACUGCUCAUGUCAGGAUUUUUUCUUGCCUAAGAAGACAUGACUGUUCUUCCCCUGUUCAAAAGUUGCAAAGAACAGAAUGGGGAACUAUGCUGCUGUACAACCUGCUGUGAUUUUAUUUUGUUUAAGCAGGGGCAUUGCUGUGUUCUUACUCCUUGAAUUUUCACCCAGUUCUUUUAUGUCCUUUGUUCUUUUUCUGAUAUCAGUUUUAUACAAUACACAUACAAAAUAUAUAAAUAUAUAUAUAUGUAUAUAUAUUAUCUAUUUUUCUUUCAUUACACUUGGAGUGUGUGUCUGUGUAAUCACUCACUGAAGUUAGUGACAUUGAAGCUGACCGUUUUCAAAUUGUACUCACAUUUACGAGACAACUGUGUUUAUAACUUAAAACUUUUAUGUAUUUAUACUCGACAAUUAACUGUUUAAAGUUACAUUUAGAUGGCUCAUAUUCUGCAGCCUUGCAAACAGUGAAAAUUGCAGUUACGGCAAAUGAAAGCUCAUUUAAAACUAUUAGUAAUGCACUAUUGUUAGGAAUAUGUGAAAUGGAUGUCAUUGCAAAUUUUAAAGCACACAUUUAGUCCACCUAGAGACAAGUGUUGUGAAAAAUUGGAAAAUGAAAUUGUAUCAGAGUCUUUAAACUUUAACGUUUAACAUUUAAGAGUUCAUAAGUUUUACAUGUAAACCUGGUACAGACACCACAGGUUUUAAAAUGUACUGAAUGAUGGUAAUGCUUUAGUGCUUUAUGUAUUCAGCACAGUUAACACCGGUUAAUGUGAUGGUGUGUUUCAGUCCAAAAGCCAAAACCAAUAGUGUUCUGUUUGCAUAAGUACAUUUUUACAUAUUCAUGUCAAAUAAAAUGCAAAGCAUUA
Molecule: messenger RNA, 3142 nt
Organism: Poeciliopsis prolifica (blackstripe livebearer)
Lineage: Eukaryota; Metazoa; Chordata; Actinopteri; Cyprinodontiformes; Poeciliidae
Gene: mafk
Product: v-maf avian musculoaponeurotic fibrosarcoma oncogene homolog K
Exons: 3
Coding region: 1-678 (225 amino acids)
Biological process (GO): regulation of transcription by RNA polymerase II
Cellular component (GO): nucleus
Molecular function (GO): RNA polymerase II cis-regulatory region sequence-specific DNA binding; DNA-binding transcription factor activity, RNA polymerase II-specific
Source: RefSeq, a predicted model, not a curated record